Messenger RNA from Pisolithus orientalis, 1734 nucleotides. RefSeq lists its product as uncharacterized. Lineage: Eukaryota; Fungi; Basidiomycota; Agaricomycetes; Boletales; Pisolithaceae. Bases 381 to 1673 code for a protein of 430 amino acids. Gene Ontology annotation, biological process: regulation of transcription by RNA polymerase II. The record is from RefSeq and is a predicted model, not a curated record. Gene Ontology annotation, cellular component: nucleus. Gene Ontology annotation, molecular function: zinc ion binding; RNA polymerase II cis-regulatory region sequence-specific DNA binding; DNA-binding transcription activator activity, RNA polymerase II-specific. The transcript is spliced from 5 exons.
UGUUGCUGACAAGGAAUGGCUCAUACAGGUACAAUCUUAAGGGGGAACAUUCACCCAUUCUUUCAUGUUGCGCCAAGCCCUCUACUGAUCGCGAGCGUGAGGGCGUCCUGGCAUCAUUUUAAUUUGUGGUGGUAACGCCGGGUGGAUGUAGAAGAGCCGAACGGGUCAAGGAUGACUGUAUCAUCCCGAGUUUUAUUAAGCUCCUCGCAGGUCUACAUACCCGCUCCCAUUUAUAGCUGGACAGCCACGCUACAGUCUCCAAAUCUCAUCUUUCGAUACCUUUAAAUCAACGAUUGCCAUCGGAGUCCGCACUCACAUCGCCCUACCGUUUUGUUCCGCCCUGGCUUCGUCCUGUCCGUGCCGACGAUUCAUCCUCCCUAAUGGAUGCGGAUAGGAACCUGCCAAAUCUUCCUCGGAACCCUCCUCGUAUUCAGCCACAGUUGAUGCCCUCUCCCGAUCCCCGUGCACGAACCAUUCCAGCGCCGCCGUCCCAGUACCAACAGCCAUCUCUACCACCUAUCCGCCAGCUUCACCCCUAUCUCCCGCCCUCCGGGAUGCAACCUCCCCUGCCAACACGGGGACAUCCGGCGUAUGCUUAUCCACCAUCGUCUUCUUACUCUGGUCCUCCCCCAACGGAAGCCCACUUUGGUCCUCCAAUUCCUUCUCGAAGUGUACACCCUCGCUCUGAGCCCCCGGAAUCUGAGGCGGAGGGUGAGGCGGAAUCCCAGGGACCCGUCAAGAAAAAGAGACGGAGACAAGCACUCAGUUGCAAUGAGUGCAAGCGUAGAAAAAUCAAAUGUGAUAGAGCGCAACCCUGUGGCCCUUGCGUGCGGCGCGGUGAACAGUCAAAGUGUCAAUGGCGUACCUUGGAGCCAGUGGAUAAAUAUGUCACACGUCAGGAGUAUGACGCGCUGAAGGAACAGAGUAGAGCAGAAUAUGAUCAACUUAAGAGGAAAUUGGAAAGUUUAGAAGCUGCGGUUCUCCGAUUUUUACCUGCUUCACCAGCCGGCGCCCUCAGCGCACCGCUGUACUCGAUGCCAUCAGGCGUACCGGGACCACCUGCGGAAAAUCUCGUCUCUUACCAACCUGGCCCCUCCAGUCAAGUCCUCUACCCACCAAGCGGCCCAUCGUCGUCCUCGUACCACGCUGAAGCUACGCCUCAACCUCAUUACUACCCCACAACUUCGCCGCAUCUUGUCCCUGACAGUGCUCCACAUCCACCCGCGUCAGCCACACAAACGGCUUCAGGAAGCAGUGGCCCAGGUCAUAUCCGACGGCCCUCUGACGCCAAGUCUCCGACGCAAACGAAGCAAUCGCCCCUUUCACUUGCUUCAAUUACUUCGCCCUACAGCCCAGAGUCCCAGUCAAAAAACUGGCGCGCGCAGACGCUCAGAUUACUGGGCGGGCGUCUGCGCCCUAGCACGAGGAGGUUGGAAAGGCCCAGUGGUUCUUCUUUGCGACACACGUCAGCGACGGAACAACGCCCGACAACGUCGACUUCCUCGGAUGUUGCCAUGGAAAGUAUGUCGGCGCCUCCCACGGGACUUCACAUGCUCGGUUCUUCGUCUCGAGGGAGGUACGGAGAUCCCCCCGGUACACACAUGGGAGUAACUUCAAGCCGAGAAGCAGGGGAAGGCAGAGACCGGAGGCAAGGCCCUCCCUCGGACCGAUAGACAGGUGCUCACACUAGGCUUGGUCGCUAUGGAUGAUUGCAUUUUUCUUUCUUUCUUCGUG